Molecule: messenger RNA, 939 nt
Organism: Penicillium coprophilum
Lineage: Eukaryota; Fungi; Ascomycota; Eurotiomycetes; Eurotiales; Aspergillaceae
Exons: 2
Coding region: 1-939 (312 amino acids)
Source: RefSeq, a predicted model, not a curated record
AUGUCACCUUCUACAAAGGAAAAGAUCCAGGGUUCAGUCCUCUUUCCAGAUCCCACAUAUGCUAAAGAGGUGAAGGAUCUCCUCGAUGACAGCUCUUCAGAGUCGAUUGACACUGUUGCGACCAAAAAGCGCAAGCGGGGAGAUCGAUCUGGGGCCAAGUAUUUGACGACGAGUUCCGCAAUGGAGACCCUGUCCCCGGGAUCGAUUCACUCCAAGACCCCCAAGACGUCACGCAACAGGUUGCACAAGUCCUUACACAAGAAGGGCUCUAGGAGAGGCAACAGUCCCACCGAGUAUGCCAUGCCGCAUGAAAUAUUACGGUCCACACCUCCCACGUCCACCCUACGAGAAUUCGCGCCGAAGUCGUCGGAUCAGAAGGUCGCUAAGGAAGCUACUUCUACAAUGCCCACGCCCACGAAUUCUUUUGAACUCGGAGAUCUCCCACCUUCAGAGUUCAUCGUCCCCCGCGAUCUGGAGUUUGGUUUGGGCAUAUUUGAUUGCUCGUCGGAGAGGGAAAAUUCAUGCAACCCAGUCUCCGAAUACCUACUCGAGCAGCAGAACGAAAUGCCCACUCCGUACACCCCAGUUUUGCGUGCGGUGUCGCAGUACAAUGAGCGCCUUCGGGGCCAGUGUGGAAGCGGGUGUGAGACACAGAUGGUGCGCCAGAUGUAUGAUGAGCUAGGUGAUAUCUCUGAGCGCAUUGAAAACAUUAUGCGUGGGAUUAGUGUGAUGCUAGAGAAGAAUGUGAUGGAUGAUUGUGAAUUCAAUGGUUUCGAUGAUCAAUUUGGUGACCAUUCUGAGGAGGAAUUCCCCGGUGCGCUCAAGGGCGGUUCUAAAAGCCCGUUGGGGUGGAGCGAUGGGGAAGACAAUGCACUCUUUGUGGCUGAUGAACGCGUUUACCCUGGUGAGUGUGGCAGCGGCGUGUAUGGGGAUGACUAG